Molecule: messenger RNA, 2336 nt
Organism: Xiphophorus couchianus (Monterrey platyfish)
Lineage: Eukaryota; Metazoa; Chordata; Actinopteri; Cyprinodontiformes; Poeciliidae
Gene: cckbra
Product: cholecystokinin B receptor a
Exons: 5
Coding region: 297-1646 (449 amino acids)
Biological process (GO): neuropeptide signaling pathway
Cellular component (GO): plasma membrane
Molecular function (GO): neuropeptide receptor activity; gastrin receptor activity
Source: RefSeq, a predicted model, not a curated record
CAGUUGCCCUUAGCAGCGCAGCCUCAUUCCUCCACAGUCGGGCUUCAGUCCGAUUAUUAAGAGCGUCUCCCCCCUCGCUCCAAUUAACAUCCGCAAGUGCUUAAAUUGAGUUUCUUCGUUUUUUCCAGAAGCGCGCAACUCCACUUUGCGUUGUCACCAAGUUUUCCAGCGCACCCUGAAUUCCUCCGCGGUGUAAUGAAGACAAAAAGCGACGGGUUGACUCCAGCGCGGCGGUCUUAAAGCGGUCCUCAGGUGUGGUAAAAGCAGAUCGGUAAUUAGCCUCGAGGACGGAGAGGAUGGCGGCGAACGGCAGCGCGCAGGAGUUGCUGUCCGUGUGCGGGGAGCGCGGGAACGUGAGCGUGGAACUUAUGGAACAGAACACGACCUGCUCCAACAGCUCCGUACUGAACCGACCGGCCACCAGAGCCCGAGAGAUGGACUCCUUCCGCAUUCUGCUCUAUUCGCUCAUCUUCCUGCUCAGCGUCUUCGGCAACCUGCUGAUCAUCGUUGUCUUGAUGCUGAACAAACGCAUGCGGACCGUCACCAACUCCUUCCUGCUGUCGCUGGCGGUCAGCGACCUGAUGAUGGCCAUCUUCUGCAUGCCCUUCACGCUCAUCCCAAACAUUCUGGAGGACUUCAUCUUCGGGGCCACAAUGUGCAAGAUAGUCACCUACCUAAUGGGCGUCUCUGUCAGCAUCUCCACCUUCAGCCUGGUGGCCAUCGCCAUCGAGCGGUACAGCGCCAUCUGUAACCCGCUCAAGUCCCGCGCCUGGCAGACCCGCUCCCACGCCUACCGCGUCAUCGCCGCCACCUGGGUGGUGUCGCUGCUCGUCAUGGUGCCCUACCCCGUCUUCAGCGUCCUCAAGUCCUUCCCCAAGGGCAACGGGACGGUGGGGAACAUGUGCCGCCUGGACUGGCCCAGUGAGCAAGCGGAGCAGACCUGGUAUGUUCUGCUGCUGUUUAUUCUGUUCUUCAUCCCGGGUGUGGUGAUGAUUAUAGCCUACGGUCUGAUCUCCAGGGAGCUGUACCGAGGCAUUCAGUUUGAACUGAGCCAGAACAAAGAGACCGCUGGCCAGAAGAAUGGUGUAGGCAGGGCUACGGCAGGGCCAAGUGAGGAUGACGAUGGCUGCUACAUCCAGGUUUCCAAAAAGCCAUCAUUUGCUGUGGAGCUUCCCACCCUCUCGUCCUCAACGACCACCAUCCUGAACAAAGCUGAGCGUGCCCGUAGCAACACCUCCGAGGCUAAGCUGCAAGCCAAGAGGCGAGUCAUCCGCAUGCUGAUGGUGAUCGUAGCUCUCUUCUUCAUCUGCUGGAUGCCCUUGUACUCGGUCAACACCUGGAAGGCCUUCGACCCCAAGUCCGCCGCCAUCGCCCUCACUGGAGCACCCAUCUCUUUCAUCCACCUGCUGUCCUACACGUCGGCCUGUGUCAACCCCAUCAUUUACUGCUUCAUGAACACGCGUUUCCGCAAGGCGCUGCUGUCCACGUUCGCCUGCUGCUGCCGCAACCGCCUUUGCCGCCGAAUCUGGUGGCGCCGGAGGAGAGAGGGGGAAGACGGCAUCAACGCCACCUCCAUGGGCACAUCGAUGGUGACCUCCAUGUCCAAGUUUAGCUACACCACUGUCAGCUCCGUUGGUACCUGCUGAGCCUGAAGGGGAGUGAGGUGGUCGUAUCGGAGGCUGUCAGAAGGCAUCGUUGAGUGCACCAUCUGUUUUUUCAAUCUUCCGUUUGUCAGUCCUCAUCCUAAUAUGCUGAGUCACGAGCUGAGUAAUAUCCACGUCCUCAUUUAAAGGCCUCUCUGCAAAGGUCCUGCUCAAAUUCUGUGUGCAUGAUUGCAGAAAGCAAGGCGUGGAAAGUGCCGUUUCAACGUGGUGACAUUCUUUUACCUCUUUUAAUUGGCAGCAACCGCCUUACUGCAUCCAAAAAGAGAACAUCAAGUGCCUGUGCUCUUGUAGCUUUGUCUGUCAUGAUUUCUUGUUCAUUUGGUGGAAUGAACUUCUCUCGGUUAAACAAAAGUUACAAACUGUACACAUAAAUAUUGUCUUUAUGUUGUGAAUGUGCCAAUGAAAAAUGUUUUGUCAGAAAAAUUUCUCAUUACGCUUUUAGCUUCUUUUGAGUUCAUUGCUGUGUAACACCAUGAUUUUUUCUGAAAGUCUGCUGUGCCUUACAAAGUAUCAAAACCUCUUGAGCUUUUCCAGCUUCUGUCAACCGCAAACAGCAAUGUAGCAAAACAAACUACCGCACAAUUCUGGACAUUAAGGAAAAAGUACACAUUUUUGUUUUACAAAUAAAUAUCUGAAAAGUAGAAAGUACUUUUGUAUUUAUCCCACCAGAUU